UUCAUGUAACGCUCGAACAGACACACACCUACUAUUUGUAGGAUAGUCGUCCUUUUUGGCGGUCUCGCAGUUUCAUGAAGUUUCGGCAUGCGAUCACGGAGGAAUUCGAGCUUCGUGAACCUAAGUGGUAUCUCUGAUACACGGAAAACUCGCGGAGUCGAUGGAGCUCGAUCAACUGGAGCAGUCCGCAAAACAAUUAAAUGCGGUGCUUAACGAGUUCCCGAUCGCCGCAGUCUCGCUGGACGAUUUUAGACCAAUUGAAGAGAAGGUCCAUACGACCAGGAAGUCGUUGAUACCCCUGAAUGCCAGGUUAUUAAUGCUUAAAGCAAAGUACAAACAAUACGUCGAUGACAGACGCAGCGAAAGUGAGGAUGAGGUCGGAAACACACUGCAGAAUGUCGUAAGCGACAUGCUCCUAAACACCAAAGCUGUCAAGUUGUGCCUUCAUAGCACCACCAUUCUCUCAAUGCUCAGUAAUAAGGAAGGCACUGCAGAGGACCAAAAAAAGCUCAACACCUAUAUGAGUAAACUCUUCACUCUCAAUGACAAUAUUAUGGCCACUCAGGAAGCUAUCGAGAAAGCGUCUCAAGUACAGUUGGAUCUGAAAAUCGAAUGUCAGAAGGCAGUAUUUGAACACACAAAGUUUCUCAAAGAACAAGAGCAAAUGCGAAGCGAAAGAUUGCAGAAGACAAAUCCCGAGAUCGUACAAACUAAAAACCAAUUGGAAAAGUAUAUACGAAAUAUAAACAUAAUAAAGAAACUCAUUAGAAACUUCAUAGCAGUGUCCAGUCACAUGCUAGAAAAGAAGCCGAUACUGCUGAAGAUGUUGGAGAAUCAUAGAGACUUGAUAAACAUCGAAACGAUUGUAAAAAUGUCACAAAGUAACGAAGAGAAUGAAUAAAAGAAACCUUAAGGAGGAAGUACGCAGGAA
This is a messenger RNA of Acromyrmex echinatior (Panamanian leafcutter ant), 931 nucleotides long. RefSeq lists its product as hypothetical. The record is from RefSeq and is a predicted model, not a curated record. NCBI's taxonomy places the organism in Eukaryota, Metazoa, Arthropoda, Insecta, Hymenoptera, Formicidae.